AUGAAUCGCGGACUUCUGCAUCAAACAAGCCAGACUCAGAAGACACAGCAACUGUUUCAUCAUUCGAAACUACAAAAGAAGAAGCAAAAGCAGCAGAUCACGGAAGAUAAGGAAAUGCUCAGAUGUGAGCAAUUAGAAACAGCUGCAGCAAUAAUUAAGCAGGAAGCAUCUGCAAGUUCUGACUGUAUGUCAAAAAUUUUAACACCACUAGCAUCAAAAAGUAAAAAUAUCAAUAGACGAAUGAACAGCAGAUGACAUAAUGAGUUAAAACAACAAGCUUAGCCCAUUGAAAGGACAUAAUAAAUUUAAAAAAAUAUACUAACCCAG
Chironomus riparius is the source of this 327-nucleotide messenger RNA. The record is from the annotation of a GenBank genome assembly. NCBI's taxonomy places the organism in Eukaryota, Metazoa, Arthropoda, Insecta, Diptera, Chironomidae.